Limulus polyphemus (Atlantic horseshoe crab) is the source of this 1324-nucleotide messenger RNA. RefSeq names its product sex-determining region Y protein-like. NCBI's taxonomy places the organism in Eukaryota, Metazoa, Arthropoda, Merostomata, Xiphosura, Limulidae. The coding region runs from base 51 to 671 and encodes 206 amino acids. The record is from RefSeq and is a predicted model, not a curated record. The transcript is spliced from 4 exons.
CGGAAAGAAAGGCAGCUAAAGUUUAACUGGAUGUCUGCAAGGUUUCUAGAAUGAAUACCAUUCCGUUGUGUUAUAUUUUAUUUCUACUGGCCAGAAUCACUACGGCAGUUGACUAUUCAGCAAUGUGGGAAAGCAUGAACUCCAACGAUAUUUUAUAUUCACCAGAAAAGAGCUCAGAUGAACACUCGCAUAAUGAAAUGGGUGAAUACGACAUGGAUUACAACAGUGAAAUCAAUGAACACCACAACUGGGAUAAUGACCAAAAUCACCACUACGACGUUAGCCAAGACCACCAUUCUGGACAUGACGUGCAUAGUAAAGGAGAAAAUAGUUCAAAUGAGCCAAUGAGGAGUGAAAUGGAUAAACACGAUACCCAUGAUAGUAAAUAUAUUUUUGGUAUCACAUAUGACAAAAGAGAACCUAAAACUGGCAAUAGUGACGAAAAGAAUCACAAGCGGGAUCACGACCAAGAUCAUCAUAAUGACUUCAGCCAAGACUACCAUCAUGAGCAUGAAGCACAUGGUAAUGAAGACCACGAUGGCCACAAAGUUCACGAGCAUCAUCAAGAACAGGAAAACGAGCAUGUUAUGGGAAACGAAGCUGGAUCUUACCACAAAACCAUAUUAUACAUCACUGUAGCCUUUAUCUGGAGCGUUGUCCUUAUGAAUUAAAAGACUCAGAUAGAAAUAUAGCUGUACCUUUUAAGUCUAAACUUCAUAUGUAGCUGAUAAUAUGAAUGUCUUGCAAGUUAAUACUUCCUUAUUGUCUAUUAGUUAGAUCGGAAUCGCCGUUUCAGUAUGGGUACUAAAAUCUUCGUAUUUGUAACAGAAUAUCUUCAAAAUACAGCGCUUGAAAUUCAAAGAAGUAAAAAGUAUAUGAUUUAGUAUGAUAUACCAAUGCUAGGUUCUUGAGCUACAAAUAUACUUUUGAUCUUCAAUUUAAAAUAUGUAUAUAUAUCAAUGUUUUUUAGUCAGUGUAAUAAUCUAAAGAUAAAUUUUGAAAUAGUUGUUUUUAUUCUUAUAAAUGUCUAGAGAGAAUAAUCUUUAAAAGACUUUAAAUAAAUAGUUUGACAUCCAAUCGUAAUUACUAAAAACUGUUAGUCAAAAUAGACGAAUUGACAAAGGUAAAGGAUAAAAACUCUGAAAAUCAUCAGAUCAACGGGCUACAUGAUUUCAUCUCUAAUAUUUGAGAAUAAGCCCUUUAUAUAUAUAUAUAGUAUAAGUGUGUUUAUCGAGCAUAAUUAUAUAGUAAGAGUGUUGUUCACGUAUCUUGUAUUAUUUAUGUUUAGUCACUUAAUAAAUUAGAUGUGUUGUUUUGUACUUUA